Molecule: messenger RNA, 849 nt
Organism: Pocillopora damicornis (cauliflower coral)
Lineage: Eukaryota; Metazoa; Cnidaria; Anthozoa; Scleractinia; Pocilloporidae
Product: COMM domain-containing protein 2
Source: RefSeq, a predicted model, not a curated record
ACUCCUUUCCUCCAUACAGAUUCUGUCAUUGCUUGUCUCGCUUACCAGGAUUAUUAUGCUUCUUAUUCUUUCUGAGCAGCAAAAAGAACAUUUGAAGUUCUUAACAUCUUUGGAACUCGAUGUGGUCCUUGAGUUUGCCCGAAUAUCCCUGGAUUCUAUUCUCAAAGGCUCUUCGAAUCCCAAAAUCUUCCAAGCGGCCGCUCAAAAGCUCGCUGUUGAAGUGGACACCGUGAAAAAUGGAAUUAGUGGUUUACAGCAUGUCUUCACAGAGAGUUCUCGCUUGAUGGUCGGCGAAAUUGAUUUUCAAGAUUCCAUCAUGACACUUGGUUUCUCCGAAGAAAUGAUCGGUGCAUUGUUGAAGAUGUAUUUGGAAAAUCGCAAAGAAAUUAGGAACAUCUUGGGAGAGAUGAGCUUGCGAACCCCACAUUACCACGACCUGGAAUGGAGAUUCGAUGUAGAGCUUGCCAGCAGGUCACUGCAGCAUCAGACAAACCCUGUGAUCUUUAUGAGGUUGCAUACAAAACAGGGAGAGAAGAAGUCCGCAGACAUAUUUCAAACUGAUCCAGUGAACUUGAUUCACCUUACUUCAGAGUUGGAAAACGCAAUGCAAGAAAUGAAAACUGCCCACUGCCGAAGAAUUGUUAGAAAUAUAAAAUGAACCGUUGAAAUGAGCACGUAGAUAGCGCAAAGGACCCAUGCUGAUAUUCUUGUAUGUAGUCCAGGAAACCCUCCUUCCACGGGUGGAAUUUGAGGGGGAGGGGAGGGUGGUUUCUAAAUAUGCUUGCCCAGGGAUGCUUAGCCUUAACUGCCUUCAGCAAACUAAUCAGUGUCAAUAAAUUUCUAUUUGGG